Messenger RNA from Saccostrea cuccullata (small rock oyster), 1861 nucleotides. RefSeq names its product neuropeptide FF receptor 1-like. Bases 327 to 1448 code for a protein of 373 amino acids. Lineage: Eukaryota; Metazoa; Mollusca; Bivalvia; Ostreida; Ostreidae. Gene Ontology annotation, cellular component: plasma membrane. Gene Ontology annotation, biological process: G protein-coupled receptor signaling pathway. Gene Ontology annotation, molecular function: G protein-coupled receptor activity. The transcript has 2 exons. The record is from RefSeq and is a predicted model, not a curated record.
UGGUUUAUAUGUGAUAAGAGUACAUGCCGAUGAUAUUUUUUCUAAAUAUAACAGGUAUUGUUAUUUCGAUAGAGGCUCAGGAAAUUAUAAAAGUUAUAUAAACCUCCUUGUUUACAACCUUAAACAGAUGAUCCUUAAAAAGUUCAGUAGUAAGCGGACAUUUGAUUUUAAUACAUACAGCAUUUGUUUAACAAGGUACACAAAUAUAUAGGAGUUUUCCCGAUUUAUUUUUAAUGUUUCGAAGAUGUUUUUUGCAGUUACCUUGUGAGACGUCCUUUUAAAAGUGAUAACAAAGAGUAAAAACGGAUAUCAUUGCGAUUCGAAAAAUGAACAUCACUUUGGGAGUCGCAGUUUCUUCUCCACAGCAAGCAAACUCUAAAACCUUGGAAGAGUUCAACGAUGAAAAGGCAAGACAAAGACUUCCUACAAUAAUCUUUCUGUGUAUCCUUAUAGCAUUCGGCAUUAUUGGAAACAUGGUGGUUCUUGUUGUGUACACUCUAAGGUACCGAUCGUCAACCUUUAGGACUUACAUUCUGACGCUAGCAGUGGUGGACCUCCUAUCCUGCCUCAUAGCCAUGCCUGUAGAACUGGUGGAUAACCUGUACCCACUUAUGUUCUUCAUCGAAGGCUUCUGCAAAGGUGGAAGAUUCUUGGGUCAUGUUUUCAAGAUUGGAUCUGCAUUCAUUAUUUUGGUAAUGGCAGUUGGACGAUUUAGAAAGAUCUGUCGACCCUUCAGUAAACCCAUCUCUGUCAAGAAAGCUCAGAUUUUGUGUGCAAUUGCAAUAUUUGUAGCCAUCUUGUUUGCUUGGCCGAAUGCUAUUAUUCAAGGGAUGCGCCACCAUUAUUUGAAAGGUGGUGUAGUAGGUUAUGACUGUUCCGUCGAUGAUAGGGUGAAGAAAACCAUCUACCCCUUUGUCUACACUAUUGUUUUAACCGUUGUCUAUACUUUUGUUUUCAUCAGCCUACUUGUGUUGUACACAAUCGUAAUCCUGAAACUCAGCCAGCAUUCUAAGGUGGAGGACAAAAAGCAUCGAAUCAGUCCCCGAAUUACCAAGAUCAUGAUUGCUAUAACAGUGGCCUUCAUCCUCUCCUACAUACCGGACUGUAUCCUGGAUGCCAACUCCACCUUUAACAAAGGAAACACGCUGCCCUCCACACCCGUAGUUCUGGGAACUCUACCAUUAUUAGCCAGGGCUUACUUUGUGAAUAACGUAAUAAACCCUGUUAUCUAUUUUGUUGGGGAAUCAAAGUUUCGUAGAAUCAUUAAACUGUCCAUGUUAUGGCUCUUCCACUAUCUCUUUCAUCGGAAUAAAAAUGCGGUUGGUUCACAACAUUUUAAGAUGUCGGACACCUUCAGAAAAGAGGACGAGCUGGUCACAGCGAGGCAAACAACAUCAAGCACUAGGACACAGCGGCCAGGAAGCCAGUACCAACAAUUCACAGCAUAACAUCAAACUGUAUAUCAGUACAAAUGAACAUAAAAUUCAUAGCUAAAGUUCACUUCAUUGCUCUGAAUGUAUUACAUGUAUAUGUUGCUUGCAAAUGUUGAGGUAUUGCAUUGUAUCAUCUUCAUAUUUCGCUUAUUAAAGCUUUGCUGAAAAUGAAUAAGUCUGAGUUGAUUAUUUAAGAGAUAAUUUUAAAAAAGUUUUCAGUUUGAAAAUAAUGUACAUGUACCUGUAAGUCCAUCCUGCAAUAACAAAUAUUCAAAGCUCAGAUCAAAAACUCACGUUUUUAUUUUAGGGUUUACUAUAGAAGUUUAUACGAUUGCCAAACUGUAAAUACAUUUUGCAAGUCCAACAGUUAAGAAGGGGAUGAAUAUACAAGAUUAGUAGAAGGCCUGCAGACCGAAAGACGGUUUUAA